AUGCUGGACCCCAACCAGCGGCAGAUGAUUUUCGCCAAGUUUUUGGAUGCAUCGUGGCAGAUCUUCCGGAGUCAGAUGCUUGAGGCCUACGCAGAAACCGCAUUGUUGGAGGCACCUCAGGAGACCCUUCCUGCGCUCAAAGCGCGUGUGAGGAGCCUCGAAGCAGAGGUCUCGAAAGUUUGCGAAGUCACCAGACGAGAGCUCGAAACUGGCCAAGUUGUCGAGCGGUACGACCACAGCUUUCUUCCUCCCAAAGAGAGUCGGCAAGUGGAGCUGCUGUAUGCACGGUCAACUGGCAGCGACUCGCCGAAGGCUCCAACCCCCAAGGCCGCUUCGGUCAUGGAGCCCUUAGAAGAGGACACCAACAUGUCGGAUCAAGUGGUCUCCCGGCAGAACACGGCCGGGGAGAGUGUCGUAGACCAAGAGGUGGGUAGCCAAGUCGCCGCGGGCGAUGGGGAUCCCUUGCUACAUCGCGAGGACAGUGACA
Molecule: messenger RNA, 487 nt
Organism: Symbiodinium necroappetens
Lineage: Eukaryota; Dinophyceae; Suessiales; Symbiodiniaceae
Source: the annotation of a GenBank genome assembly